Porites evermanni is the source of this 441-nucleotide messenger RNA. NCBI's taxonomy places the organism in Eukaryota, Metazoa, Cnidaria, Anthozoa, Scleractinia, Poritidae. The record is from the annotation of a GenBank genome assembly.
AUGUUAUCACCCUUUAUCGACAUUGCUAUAGUUGUCGAUUGGCUACGCACAGUCUCAUGUGUGUGUCUUGCAUUCUACCAUACAUGGUUUGCGAAAAAAUCGGUUGAUUUAGCACUCAUGCGCACCUUACUUAAGUAUUUGAAAGAAAGUGACUCAAAUACGUCAACCAUCAAAGGGAGGAUUUUCAGUCUAAGUGGAGCAGUGUACCGGCUUAUAGGAGAAUACCAUAAAGCCAAGGAAUUUCACGAAGAACUAAAUAUUCCCAAGAAGAUUUUCGAUAAAGAACCUGCCAAUGUACAGCGGAAUGUAGCAACGAGCUUUAACAAUUUGGCAUCAGUAUACCUCUGCGUUGGAGAUCACAGGAAAGCCAAAAAAGUUUCACAAAAAAGCGCUGAAGAUUCAGAAAAAGGUUGUCGAAGAACAUCAUGCCGAUGUAGCUAA